This is a messenger RNA of Ornithorhynchus anatinus (platypus), 5962 nucleotides long. RefSeq names its product potassium channel tetramerization domain containing 12 (gene KCTD12). Gene Ontology annotation, cellular component: presynaptic membrane; postsynaptic membrane. The transcript has a single exon. Bases 703 to 1743 code for a protein of 346 amino acids. Gene Ontology annotation, biological process: regulation of G protein-coupled receptor signaling pathway; protein homooligomerization. The record is from RefSeq and is a predicted model, not a curated record. Gene Ontology annotation, molecular function: protein binding. NCBI's taxonomy places the organism in Eukaryota, Metazoa, Chordata, Mammalia, Monotremata, Ornithorhynchidae.
CGAGGGACCGGCAGAGGGGCUAGCGGAGAGGCCAGAGGGGAGACCGGCCGCAGGACCGGCCGCGGGGCUAGCGGAGAGGCCAGAGGGGAGACCGGCCGCAGGACCGGCCGCGGGGCUAGCAGAGAGGCCAGAGGGGAGACCGGCCGCAGGACCGGCAGAGAGGCUAGCGGAGAAGCCAGCAGCGGGGCCGGUAGGGAGACCGGCCGAGGGACCGGCAGAGGGGCUAGCGGAGAGGCCAGAGGGGAGACCGGCCGCAGGACCGGCCGCGGGGCUAGCAGAGAGGCCAGAGGGGAGACCGGCCGCAGGACCGGCAGAGAGGCUAGCGGAGAAGCCAGCAGCGGGGCCGGUAGGGAGACCGGCCGAGGGACCGGCAGAGGGGCUAGCAGAGGGCCGGUCAGCCGCGGGGCUAGUAAGGAGACCGGCAGAGGGACGGGCAGAGGGACCGGCCGCGGGGCUAGCGGAGGGGCCAGCGGGGAGACCGGCCGCAGGACCGGCCGCGGGGCUAGCGGAGGGGCCGGCCAGCAGCGGGGCUAGUAAGGAGGACCGGCAGAGGGGCCGGCGGAGAGGCCGGCAGCGGGGCCGGGAGGGAGACCGGCCGCGGGGCCCGGAGGAAGCCCCUCCCGGGUGGUCUCCUUCCCCGAGCGCCCGGCGUGGGGGCGGUCGGUCUCCCCGCGGACGCCGUCGCGGCCCGGCCCGGCCCCGAUGGCCCUGGCCGACAGCGCCCGCGGGUUGCCCAACGGGGGCGGCGGCGGCGGCGGCGGCGGCGGCUCCUCGGCGGCGGCGGCCGAGCCCCCGGAGGCCUCCCCGGCGGCGGCGGCGGCGCCGUUCCCCGAGAUCGUGGAGCUGAACGUGGGCGGGCAGGUGUACGUGACCCGGCGGGGCACGGUGGUGUCGGUGCCGGACUCGCUGCUGUGGCGCAUGUUCUCGCAGCAGCGGCCGCAGGAGCUGGCCCGGGACAGCAAGGGCCGCUUCUUCCUCGACCGCGACGGCUUCCUCUUCCGCUACAUCCUCGACUACCUGCGGGACCUGCGGCUGGUGCUGCCCGACUAUUUCCCGGAGCGCAGCCGGCUGCAGCGGGAGGCCGAGUAUUUCCAGCUGCCCGAGCUGGCCCGUCGGCUCGGGGGGGCCCCCCGGUCCGGCCCCGACGGUGACCCGCCGCCCCGGGGGGACGAGGACCGGCGGCAGCAGCAGCAUCCGCAGCAGCAGCAUCCGCAGCAGCAUCCUCAGCAUCCGCAGCAGCAGCAGCAGCAGCAGCAUCCUCAGCAGCAUCCGCAGCAUCCCUCCCCGGCCGGGGCUUCCUCGCCCUCCACGGAGCCCGCUAGCCCCGGCCCGGCCGCGGCGGCCCCCGCCGCCCCGUCCCCCUCCCCGGACGGCGUCCGGAGGUCGGGCUACAUCACCGUGGGCUACCGGGGCUCCUACACCAUCGGGCGGGACGCCCAGGCCGACGCCAAGUUCCGGCGGGUGGCUCGCAUCACCGUCUGCGGCAAGACCUCCCUGGCCAAGGAGGUGUUCGGGGAGACCCUGAACGAGAGCCGGGACCCCGACCGGCCCCCCGAGCGCUACACGUCGCGCUACUACCUCAAGUUCAACUUCCUGGAGCAGGCCUUCGACCGGCUGUCCGACGCCGGCUUCCACAUGGUGGCCUGCAGCUCCACGGGCACCUGCGCCUUCGCCGGAGGCACCGACCAGAGCGAGGACAAGAUCUGGACCAGCUACACCGAGUACGUCUUCUGCAGGGAGUGAGGGGGUCGGCCCCGUCCGGUCCCGGCCCGCCCCGGCCCGCCCCCUCCGACCCCCUCUCCGUCCCUCCGUCCUCCCCUGGCCGCCUCCGGCCGGUCCCCGCCUCCCCACGCCCAUCGCCCGUGACCUCACUGCAUCCCGUCUCCCCCGGCAACCGGCCCGCGCCCGUCCAGCCGCCCCCGAGGCGACCCAUCCGCCCCCCCCCCCCCGCCCCGCGGGGAGGGGGAGGAGGUGACGUCCGGGACACGGGGACGCUUAGAGAUCCCGCCCUAGAAAUCGUCCCCUGCCCGGCGUCGCGGGCCCGGCCCGGCCUCCCUGUCGCCGCGUCGGUGUCGGUCAGAAGUCGCCCCUUUUCCUUCUCUUUUCUCUUGUAAAACACGACGCACCCGCGCGCCCGCGCGCCGGGGCGCCCGGCCUUUCCGGCCCUCCCUCGGAUUCCUUCUCUUGGGGGAAACGACUUAGCGGCGGAGGGGCCGCUGGGCCCGGUCGAGGAGAGGGAGAAAGUUCGAAGGCUCCACGGGUUGGAAGGGGACGUCCUGAGGGCGAAACCGAACUUCUCGUCGGGAGGGUCCCGCGGGUGGUUUUCACUCGCGGGAGGGAAGCCGACUUCUGCUUCCCGAAACCGUUCUUCCCGGCCUACCCCCUGAAGGACUUUGCUUCGCUCUAGUCGGCCUGGCGGCAUUGAACCGAAUGCCUGCUACCUCAGAAGAAAUGCCCGGGGUCCCCGGCGUGGCCUGAAAUAAAAUCGGUUCCGAUCUCGGUAGGAAAGGGUGGCCGCCCGUCUCUCCUCGGAAAAACACAACUAUGUACCUAUAAUGCUUGCUUGGCGAGCGCGAGCCGGCGGUCGGUUCUGGCCGGCGAACCCUCUGACCCGGACUCGGGAGGGGAGAAGGCGGGAAAGGGGGAGAGAGGCAAACCGUUCUUGAAAUUUGAGCGUUUGUACCGCUGUGAGGGUACGUGCUGAACUCCAGCUCCCGACGGAAGACGGGAAAUGUGAUCCGUGUUUAUUAGGACGGAAAGGGGGGUCACGGUAAAAUUGCUUGGGAUUAAAAAAGAAAGUUUUGAAAAUUUGCUGAAAUUUUAAAGACGUUCCCGGUGUUUUAUAAUUUAACCAAAAAGAAAAAGAAAAGAUCCCGGACGGUUUUAAUGUAUGGACUUCCUCUUUUUGAAGAGGUCUACUUCUAGUCGUUUUUUUUUUUUUUAUUUUAUUAUUCCUCUUUCCUCGAGCAAGAUAUUUUUAGGAGGAUUUGAGACCGCUUGUCAAAUUCCACAUUUGAAAGAGCUAAACUUGGGUUUGGCGGCCACGUAAAACUGAAAACGACACUUUUGCCCAUUUUCUCCUGCCUCUUUUUGCUGUUAGGUAAGGUGGCGCCUAGCCGGUUGACUUAACCGCGGAGAAAUGUCGGGGAGCGCCAAAGUGGCGUCCGACUGUAGAUGAUUGUAAAAUGGAAUGACCUAUUUUUGAACGAAGCUGAAUGACCCCGCAGAGUUAGUUUAGCGAUAGAAAUGGUAAUCUGAGGUUAAUUCAACAGAAGGAAAGAACGAGACCUGGUCGCCUUAUGCCUUCACUCUAAAGUAGACCGACUCCCCUUGGGGCAUAGUCUCAUCUAGCCGUACAAAGCGAAAGGAAACUGACCCUUGCUACCCACUAUGUCCGAUGUCGUUCUCUGAAAAAUCGGUAUCCCGAAGGUCUUUCUAGUUUCUGUUGCAGUAACUUUCUCGGAAGUGUUUUCUAAGAGUUUUGUAAAGAAGCAGUUUUCAGUCAAAGUCUUUAAUUUAGCACUGUUUUUCUUUUCUUUUCUUUUUAAAUAAUAAUGAUGAUGAUACAAAUCUAACCUUGUACUAUAUCUUGCUAUGUACAUGGCAGACGUCAAGAACGGGAACAGUUUUAAUUCCAGAUCGGACGUGAUCGAUCCCAUGUGUAUAUACGAUAUAUAAACGUUUUACACGAAUCAUUUAGUUUUUUAUUCGUUUACUAGUGCUCUGAAAAUUUCAUAUAUUUAGUCUUAGCACUCUCUAUAUACUGUAGAUGAUAUGGCAACGUGUUCUGAUCGGUUUCCUCUGCUCAUUUCCGUGGAAAACAUAAGUAUAAAUGGAUUGUCGUUGCUGUAGUUGGCUAACACUUUUUAUUAGCUCUGCUGUGCGUUCGAUCCAAGUUUGUUCACAAAAUGUCUACCGUUGCCUUUUCCAUCCGCAUCAUUUUGGGUGGGAGGAGAAAGGGAGAAGAGCAGAGAGCGGGAUGAUCAAGUUCAGUACUUAGCAAUGGGGUGGGGGUGGGGGUGGGGGGGUCUUUUCAGACUGGCCGGGGUUGGAAGAGGAAAGGGAAAUAAGAAAGCCUAGGCAAUUAUCUGGAUAAUCCAGAUCAAGAGCAAUCCAUUUUUUCUGGAGUUUCAGUUCUUUGGCCCUAGUGGGACAUUAACUCUAGGCACGAUUUCCUACAUGCAAAGAAGCCUUUUAUUUGAUUCGUGUUCCAUGUGUGCGGGCCUAUCGUAGUGGUCGUCUAAAAUAGAUCCCACCUGAAAUGUGUUACUACAUUAGCCUCUCUCUAGAGUUGGAUAUUAAAAAAAAAAAUCGAUAUUCAGUUAGGGAUCUUAAACUCGUCCUCUAGACUGGAAGCUUCGUGGUCCAGGGAAUGUGUCUGUUUACUGUCUUGUCGCACUUUCCCGAGCGCUGAGUACAGUGCUCUGCACACCGUAAGCCCUCCGUGAAAUACGACGGAAUGAACGGAUUGAAGGAUUGGGGGUCGGGCCCAAGCAUCUGAGCUUCUUCUUCCAGGAGGGAUCCUUUCUCAGUGGUUGGACUCGAGUCAGGCUAAGUUUCAGUCAAGAUAACUCAAGAUGAAGUUGGAGCGUUGGCAGUAAUUUGGUGGAUUUUAUAUUAGGACCAAAUUAUUGGGUGAAAUGACUUAGAAACGGACCCUCUUCCUGGACCCUUCUCGAUUUCGGCUUGGGCUGGUCGCUUGCUCAGACUAGCCCGCUCUAUCUGUGUGGUCUAUCAAGCGCUGAGUGCGGCGCUCUGCACACGGAGAGCGCUCAAUAGAUACCUUUGAAUGAAUGGUCCCGGUUAUUUUUGAGCGUCGGGUGAGCCGACGGAUAUCCGGAGGUGUCCGAAGGAACCGAUUUCUCGUCGAAAAUAAAAUCGGAGAAAUUGAAAGUGAAGAGUCGGCUGGGCAACGGGUUUAUCAAAGAGGCACACCGUGACAGUCGAUGCCCUUGUGUCGAUUUUGCAACGAUAGGUUUGACGGUUCAUCUGUUUUUAUACAUCGGAUCAUGAUCCGUGUUCCUGCUUUUUUUUCCCCGUUUAACGGGGCAGAAGAGACCAAAUUAAAAUAUUUUUCUUUUCAAUAUCCAUUUUGCUUAUGUACUUUUAUACUUUGAUUGUUUGAUUAAAAGAAAUUUAGAGCGUACUGUACUUCGCAUUGUGGCGUUGGCGUAGUCGACAGGGAAAGCUCUCCCUCUACCGCCCUCGCCAACCUGAUCGUUUGGUGCGGCGGCUGUUGGGUGCCUUGAUGCUUCUCUAAAGAAGUGAGGAGGUCAGUGGCGACCUGUGGAAAACUUUCCUGCGACCUGGCAACCGAGGAUGCACAUCUGACAUCGGGCGAGUUUUCCUCAGUGGAAGAGAUUUUCUCGGAGCUUCAUUACAUAUUACAGCCGUGUAGGUCACAGCUUUGAUAACUUGGCACAGUCUAAAUAAAGCUAGCUCCCCUCUCCCUGAGCCUCUCAUAGCGUUUUUGUAAUAUCUCAGAAAAAAAUCACUUCACAGACGACUGUAACACUGACCCACGGUAGAGUUGCGAGAAGAGAUGGAAACUCAGAAUGCCUUCUUUCAGGUGAGAUCAAGAUAUGCCUUGCUGCUUCACUGAAGGUUUAGAUGAGCGAGAGGACUCUUCUAAUGAGAGGAGAUCCCACUAGAAGAAACAUCACUGUUUUGACCGAUGAAUGACGGCUGUAACGAUUAUCUUCCAAAACAAAAUAGCCGGGAAGAAAUCUUCACAUAGUGUACUUUGUAUUUUUUUUUUUUAAGAACCGUCAAACCCUUCUCAGAUGGCGUAAGUGGAAGGGGAAAAUUUCUCUAGGUACUUCCCGAGUGCUCUAGUGAUCUUUAUUCUUCCUAAUCACGACUAGCUGGACGAUAGACUAAAUAACGUCUUUCUCCCUGUAUUGUGGAGUAAUGAAUGAUUGUGACUUGUUCUGUAUUCUAUUAAACACUAAAUAACAAAGCA